Molecule: messenger RNA, 1182 nt
Organism: Parathielavia appendiculata
Lineage: Eukaryota; Fungi; Ascomycota; Sordariomycetes; Sordariales; Chaetomiaceae
Exons: 1
Source: RefSeq, a predicted model, not a curated record
AUGCAGAAGACACGGGCGCUCAGCUCCCUCAAGGCCCUCUUCCCGCCCAUCCACCAGCCGCUGCCGCUGGACAAGCGCGAGGCUCAGCGUCUGCUCGACGGCCUCAAGGCAUCGUUCCGCGCACAGCUAGAUGCCGAAUACGGGUGGUCUACACCACGGCCCGCCAUCCCCCGGAGCUUGACGCCGCCGCUUACCGUCGCGGCCUCCUCCAGCGCCGCCCCCUCGCCAGCGUCCCAAAACCAUGGCUCACUCCGAUCGACCGACCGGCACGUGCGCGCCAUCCUCAACAACCCGCUUUUCCUCCCUACCGAGUCCGCAACUGCCACCACAGGCACCAUCAGUACUCUGGACGCACACAAGGCCAUAUUCGAGAAGGCCGUCUCGCGAGGGCUCAUGACUGUCCCCAGGGCACAUGGGUUUCUCAUGCUGAUCAGAUCCGAAGUGAACAAGGCGAGGGCCCAGAAGGGCUCUUCCAAGCUCCCGAUUGCCGACGAUUUGCGGCCAGUGGGUGCCGCCAAGCUUGUUAUGCAGUGGCUGCGAUCCUCGGGUCAGGAGAACGGCCUCGCAUUCCUGGCCAACGUGCAAUUCCAGCGACUUCUCUUUCAGUUCAUGGCUGCUGAGGGCCUCGACGAUGUGGUUUUUGCUUGGCUUGAGCGUGUCGUUGAUCCCGCCGAACCAAAGACCUUGGACCAAGCCGCCGUCUUUCUCAGAGAUUUAGUGGGCAAAAAGGCUCAACAUCAUGACUUGGAGCCAGCUUAUACGGCGCUUUUCAGAGCGAAAUCCAUAGUCACAGAGAAGAAGUGGCCGUUGCGGGUGUUGGGAAGGGCUUGGCGUGAGCUAUCCGUGCAGAGCACAGUGUAUUCCGACAUGCACAAGCCCCCACCUCAGCAACUCUUCGACGCCUUCGUGGCCCUCGGAGGAGCCGUCCAGUUCGGCCCGUGGCAACGGGUAGACUUGGCACACCUGAAACUUCAUCACCCCACCGAGCCCUCUUCGCACCUUGCGCGGGAGCUCCUCUCGAGCGAGGAGACCUUCAAAUCCAUUGGCAACAGUACCUCCCCGCAACAGUCUGUUACCCGCGCUGUUGGCCGCUUCAAGCAGCUGUGUGUCGACACUAUUCGGCAUCUGAUAGAGACCAACCAGCCUCAGGAAGCAUCGCGUUUGUGGGACAUGCUCAGGCGG